AUGAGGGUAAAUGCCUUUAAUACCAAAGGGCACGAGCAUAUCAACUUGUUCUGGGACCCUGGAUUACUGGACCACUACUCUGCUGCUGAGGCAAUACGCAUCCCUAUCGUGGCCGAGUGGUUCGAGGUGCUUGACUGGAGAUGCGAAGGUCUCCUGACGAUGGCUGGCACGGUGACAGGUGCCUUGAUUGGAGGCUGGAUCAUCAAGAGAUUUGACCUCAAGUUCAAAGGUCUCAUUGGGUUUGCCAUGGCAUGUGCCGUAGGAUGUCUUGGAGCUUCCUGUGCUUUCUUGCUGAAGUGUCCCAACGUUCCCAUGGCUGGUGUGACAGUGCCCUACACAAAUAGCUCUCAAGAACUUCAAUCGCAUCGCAAUAUUACAGCUAUGUGUAACAUGGAAUGUAGCUGUGGUAGAAGUUUUGUUCCAGUGUGUGGCAGUGACAAGGUCCUCUACUACUCGGCUUGCCACGCCGGCUGUUCAGAACAGUCGGACGGCGAUGAAGUCUUGUACACGGACUGUUCUUGCAUCAGGAACAGCUCUAGUCCUGGACCUGGUUCUGCCGAGCCUGGAAAGUGUUACAUCUUCUGCAGAUCUAAAUGGCCGUUCUUUCUGGUAAUGUUCCUGCUUCUCACCUUCGGUGGGAUGGUACAUGUGCCAGUAUGGACAGCUACAAUAAGAUGUGUGCCCCAUUCACAGAGGACAUUUGCUCUAGGGUUGCAGAGUUUAUUGUACAGUGCAUUAGGAACUAUCCCAGGACCCGUUGUUCUUGGUCUUCUUAUUGACAAGUCCUGCUUGCUGUGGGAGGAUUCCUGCGAUGGGUCCAGGACCUGCUGGCUAUACCAGAACUCGGAGCUGUCCCUGGUCUUCUUCUUCAUCACCCUCCUGGCCAAGGUGGGUGGACUGAUAUUUCUCCUUGGGGCGCUGCUCAGUUACAGGACGCCAGACGGGAAAGGAAGUGCCGACGGGAAGUAUGAUAAGCUGGUGAAUGAAGAUAAUACUGAUGCUCUAUGA
Molecule: messenger RNA, 1008 nt
Organism: Strongylocentrotus purpuratus (purple sea urchin)
Lineage: Eukaryota; Metazoa; Echinodermata; Echinoidea; Camarodonta; Strongylocentrotidae
Product: solute carrier organic anion transporter family member 4A1-like
Exons: 6
Coding region: 1-1008 (335 amino acids)
Biological process (GO): transmembrane transport; sodium-independent organic anion transport
Cellular component (GO): membrane
Molecular function (GO): protein binding
Source: RefSeq, a predicted model, not a curated record